Molecule: messenger RNA, 10758 nt
Organism: Lymnaea stagnalis (great pond snail)
Lineage: Eukaryota; Metazoa; Mollusca; Gastropoda; Lymnaeidae
Source: the annotation of a GenBank genome assembly
UUUAAAUUAAUGCACAGCAUUUAUACUUAUACUAAAUAACACUCGAUGAAUCAUAUUUAUAUAUUAUAUAAUAUAGUCUAUACUAUAGUAGACUAUAGUUAAAUAAUUAAAUAGUUAGUACUAAUUGAGUCAACUCAGGUCAAUUGUAACAGAGAUGUUCUAGUUAGUUAAAAGUUAAAAUAAUUACAAUAAGUAAGUUUAUAGUAAUAGUAGUUGUAAUGGCAGUGGAUUUAGUUUUAGAAUAGAGUGUAGUUGAGUAGAGUGACACAGUAAAUCUCGUUUUGUGGAAUUUAAUUAUACCUCCAAGCGUCCACUGUUAUUUUACUAAAUUUUAGCCUUUUAAAUUAUUAAUAAAUAAUUUUCAAGAUGCAAUAUUUUUUUAUUGGUGACAUAAUCAAUUUUGGCACCCUGGGUGGGGUUUCUAAAGAUUUUGGCUUGUGAGCCAAUCAAGAAACAGGCAUUUAAAAAAAAAUAUUUGGAUCAACCCUGGGGGGGCCACAAAACGGUUUGUUGACUUUUCCGUGCUAUUUUCAGUCAUCCAUGGAUGUUAAUUGGAGUAGACACUGGAACAUUGCAGACCACUAAAACAGAAAAACUGUAAAACCUUAAAUUCAGGGGAAAAGUCCUUUGAACCAGUUUGCGGCUCCCAGGGUGGGUCCAAAAGUUUUUUUUUUUUUUUAAAGUCUGGUGAACUGGUUUGCUCCAGAGCCUACUGGUUCAGCCAGUCAAAUUUUCUGGAAUUUGAUCACAUAUAGAGUGGUUUCAUUUAUAGAUGGUCUCAUAUUAUGAUUCUAAUUAAUUAAAUUAUUUAUUUAGAUUUAUGUAGAUUUCAACGCUGAAAAACAUAAUUAAAUUCCCUAAAAUGAUACUUGACUACAAGAGUGUAAACCAGGGAUGCCAAUUUAAAAAAAUUAAAUUCUUGGACACUUUAAAUCUGAGCAUCUUUUAUGGACAAGUAAAAAUUUAUCCAAAACAAAUUUUUAAAAUAAUGUAUGAAAAAAACAUCAGUAUAAUGAUGUUAUGUCUGUAGUAUCAGGGUAUGACUUUGUCAUUUAACAAUGCUGUCAUUUAACCAUGUGGCUUGAGACUAUUUUAUAACAUUUUCGACUGUAUGGGAUUCUCAUCAGUUUUGACUUGCUCCUGAUUAUUUCUUUUAAGUUUCAAGGAAGUAAGAAAAAAUCAUAAAACUUGAGAUAUCCUGUUUUUUUUUCUGUUCAAAAAUAAAUUUUGUACAAUGUUUCCCUUUUUAAAGUCAUUUAAAGAAAGUAACUUUAGCUCAUAUUUUUAAAGAAUUAAUGGAAAGUUGGCAACCCUGGUGUAGACAGUGUGUUUAGUACUAAGUACUGUUAACUUUAGUAGCUGGCCCUACCAAACUAAAGGUCUUAGUAGUGGUCCACAAAUAAAAUAAAUUUUGUACAAUGUUUCCCUUUUUAAAGUCAUUUAAAGAAAGUAACUUUAGCUCAUAUUUUUAAAUAAUUAAUGGAAAGUUGGCAACCCUGGUGUAGACAGUGUGUUUAGUACUAAGUACUGUUAACUUUAGUAGCUGGCCCUACCAAACUAAAGGUCUUUGUAGUGGUCCACAACUCUUCUACUUCUUUCAGUAAUUCUUAAUGAAAAAGAAACUUUCCUCGUUAGGUGUAAAUUUAAAUAUUCAAGCUUGGAUACUGAACUUUUUAACAAAUCGCCUACAAUAUGCCAAGGUAAAUGACCAAUUAUCUCUAACCAGAGGAAUAAGCGCUGGGGCGCCACAAGGUUGCGUUCUCUCCCCUGUACUGUAUACAAUAUGAAUAUAUACCAGUGAUAUUCAGAGCUCAAGCGACACCGUUUCAUUAGUAAAUUUUCUGAUGAUAGCACCAUCCUAGGCUUAAUAUCUGAGGGAGAAGGCUUAUACCGCAACUUAGUUGCAAGCUUUAUCAAUUGGUGCGAUGAAAAUUUUCUCCAGCUGAAUGUCUCAAAAACAAAGGGAAUGGUUGUUGAUUUCCAGAGGGGGAAACACCAGAUUGCAGAUCUCAACAUAAAAAAUGAAAGUGUAGAGAAAGAAGGGACAUAUAAGUACUUAGGUGUCACCGUUAAUAAUAAGCUAACAUGGCAUGAGCACGGCCAAAUGCUGUAUUAAAAAUUCAACCAAAGAAUUUUCUACCUUAAAAAACUGUACAAUUUCAGUGUUAACAAACAAAUCGUUAACUACAGUUCAACAAUUGGAAGCCUACUUAAUUUCAGUAUUAACUGCUGGUGUGGGAAUUCAUCGUCUAAUAUUAAACACAGAAUCAACAGACUAAUCAAGAAAGCUAGAAACGUAAGACACACUAAACAUCCUUCACUUGAAGAACUAUUUGAAGAAAGAUGUUAUUGUAAAACUUAACACAUUUUGGCUGAUACAUCCCACGCUCUUCAUCACAGAUACUUUGGAUUGGCCCUUUUUGGAUAAAUUCUUUCUCUCAGGGCGAGGAUUGAAAGAUAUAAAAAUUAUUUUGUCCCCCAAUCUGUACGAAUUUACCAGCAUGUUCCCCCAGUAGUCACAAAUCUAAAUGAGAACUAAUUAGUCCCUAAUAAGGCUAAAAGAGUUCACUAAUAGCUGUUUUUUUCACUAGUGAUAUAAUUUAAUGUAGAUGUCUUGUGUUCAAAUUGCUUUAUUUAUGUGCUAAAAAUGUACAGUGCAAUCAAAAAAACAUUUCCAUUUGUUUGGAUCAGUAAAAGAAUCUUAUCUUAUCCUAAAUAAAUAUUAUUAAUUCUUAUUUGGACAUUAUAUUGGUAUAUAGUAUAUAUUAUAUCUAUUCUCAAAUUAUGUAAUUUUUAAUUAACUUAACUGGCUCAUUUUUAUUGCUUCUGUCUUCACUUGAAUUUCUACCUACAAGCUUGUAAUAUAAUAAGAAAAAUUUAAUGAAAUUUUGAUUGUUGAACAUCUCACACCAAUAACAAGAUGACCUUUAACUGCAGGCUCGCUAUACUCUCAAACUUUUUUUGUGUGUUUUCUUCUCAGGUGCAGAAAUGAAAAGUUUACCAGACAUUUGAGAAGCAGAGUGAAUUAAAUAAGACUGAAAUUUUUGACUAACCAACAAUUUUCAAAAUGGGCUAUGAAGUUGUUGGGACAUGGAGGCAAUUUUUUCACUGGGGUCCUAUUUUAGCCUUGUCAGUCAUUUUCACAAUCAGCUGGGUAGCCAUAAGAUGUCAUGUCAUGUGGUGGCCACCUCACCUUAGCAUUGGUGGAUUCCUGAAUUUUAUUUGCUUCUUAUUUUGGGUUUCCUUAACUUUAUUUAACUAUUUUGCUGCUUGUAUACGAGGACCAGGAUUUGUCCCCAUGAAAUGGAGACCAGUAAGUAUAAUCCCCUUUAUGAUGACAAUAUAUAUAUAUAAAUUACUUUUUUUUUUUGUAUGGAUAUUAUUUCAACCAUAUUUAUAAUAUAUAAUGAAUAUAUAAUGAAUGUAUAAGGAAUGUUUUAACUUUUGAAAAAGGAAAGAAACAAAUGAAUAGUCUAGUUAAAACCGUUGGCUGUGAUUAUUUGAGUCUUAUAUUAUACAACCAUUUAAAAAAAAAAAUUUAACAUUUGAAAUGAAAUUUUUUACAAUGUAAUUUGUUUUUUGUUUGUUUUGUUUUUUUAGAAGAAUCCUGAGCACGUGAAGUAUCUUCAGUUCUGUGAAGCAUGUGAAGGUUAUAAAGCACCAAGAUCACACCACUGUAGAAAAUGUGGCAGGUGAGCAAUAAACUUGUAGCAGCUCAUUUGAUGCACAUUGUUAAGUUUGAACCCAACAUUAUUGUUGAAAGAUAUGAAUGUGUUUUGUUUUUUUUCAAAAAUCUUAUAGGUGUGUCAUGAAAAUGGACCAUCAUUGCCCAUGGAUUAACACAUGUUGUGGUCACUUCAAUCAUGGAAAUUUCUGCUGGUUUUUAUUAUUUGCUCCCAUUGGCUGCAUUCAUGCACUUACAAUAUUUGUGCCAUCUAUUUACAGAGCAUUAAAUUUUGUAAGUAUCUAAUUAUUUCUAUUUUAUAUAUUCUUUUUAUACAUGAAUAAAAUAAUAUAUCAUGAAAAUGUUGUGCUACACAAAUGUACAGUAUUAUAUAUUGCUUGUUUUUUGCUUUCCAUAAAAAUUUUAAUUAUGCUUGUUAAAGUGCUUGACACAUGGGGGAGAAAAACUGUUAUUUAUGAGUAGUAGUUUUAAAUUUUAAAAACAAUUCUUAACAAUUACCUGUUAUACUUGAAGCUAAUUAAUGGACACUAAAGAAUAAUUCAUCACUGUGUUUCCAGCAUUACUAUUACCAUUUUAGACCAAAAGAGCCCAUUGUUUACCUUGGUGUAUGGGGAUUUGUAGUCACUAUGUUUGCAGUUGGUCUGGCUAUCGGAGUGAUCAUUGCUGUUGGCAUGUUGUUCUAUAUUCAAGUGAGUCGGCUUCUUACCUGAAAUGUAUAUAGUUAAUUUAAUAACUGGCAUAGCCACUCCAUGACCUCCAAGUGUUGAGAUCUGGAAAUGAUUUCACCAAGACCAAUUUAGUGGAUUGGAUGUUAAAGGUUUAAAUAUUAAAUAUCUGAGGGGGAAGGAAACUGCGCUUUAAAUUAAAUUCCUAGAAUUUCAUUUGGUUUAUGGUUUAUUUGGUUCUUUAAAAAAAAUUAAAUGUAUUAUAUGUAAGGCGACUCAAGAUAUCCAUGGCCGUGUGUGAAUACAAAGCUGUAAUGUGUUGAUGCAAUUGUUUUUUUCUGUGAAUAAAAAUCAACCUGGCGACAUUCAAAAAUGUCUUCUUAUGUAAAAGAAAAAUAGUAAUGUUUAGUUUCUGAGAUUGUAGCCUCAUACAAUCAUACAAGUAAAUUACAAUGGAUUAAAAUUAAUGUUAACAUAUAUAUUUUCUCUGCAGAUUCGAAGUGUUUUAAAGAAUGAAACUGGUAUAGAGUCAUGGAUUAUCGACAAGGUACUGUGUUUUUAAAUGAUAAUUUGAAGGAUACUCAGAUAUAUUAAGGCUAUACAACUAUAACAUUGUCUUGAUAAUUAUUCUGAUAUUGUGAUAAUACAUCAUUGUUACUGAAGUAGCAAAAAUUCUUACAGACCUGUUUACUCUAAUGUUUUGGCGUAAAAUGUAUGAUUUUGAGGUGUAUACAUUAUAUUUACUGUACGUUUAUUUUUUACUAUUAAAGAUAAUGUAUUGAAUGAUUUUGUGAUGAUAUUGUACGAUUUUAAGAGUUUGAGGGUAAACAGGUCUGAACUUAUGUCAUGGCAACAAUUUGUUGACAGGCUCUUGACAGAGACAGAACUGAAGAUGAAGGGGACUUUAUCUACCCUUAUAACUUGGGCUGGAAGGAGAACUUGAAGCAAGUCUUUACUUUGAAGGGACGGCCAAAGUCUAAUGGCUUCCAUUGGGAUGUGGCAGAUAAAUGUCACCAGUUUACUUUAACCGUUAGUUAUUUAUUUUAUCAAACUAACAAAGCCUAACUCUGACCCUAAAACCCAGAGUCUAAUUGGAUCCAUGGGGUUCUUGCAGACUUAGGUUAUAUGUCACUCUUAUAAUGUAGUGUUAGAAGGAAAAAAACAUAAGAUAGUAACUGCAUAUUUGAACACUUUAUGAUUAGACAAGUUUAGACAGAUUAUUUUGAUGAAUAAGUUUAUAGGGUUAAUUGGUGCAGGCUUUUAUUUGAGAAUAUGGUCUAAGAGCAAUAAUAAUUUAGUAAUGUUACUUUUUUAUGUGACAAAUUGUCUUUAAAUCAAGACUUUUUCACUUAUGGUAAUAAACCAUCAGAAACGCUUUAGUAUUGCCUCCCUCUCUAUAGUCCUAAGCUGAAGAUACUUUUAGAAAAAGUCAAGCCAGAUUUGUAGAAAAAGCGCACAUUCUUUCCAGGGUCUAUUCAAGACAUUCCAGUAACAGGACAAGAAUUCAAUUUAAAAAACCCUAUUUUUUUCACUUAUCUGUAUAAUUUGUUUCAGUAUUUUUCAUUCUUGAUUGAAUUAGUCCGGUUUUUUUUUAAUUUGCUCAAUGCAGUCUUGUUAUUGGGACAGCCUUUUAAUCUGGCCAUGAUUUUUUAUGCUUUUAAGGCAAUAAUUAGAUAGAAUUUAUAUGUAAAAUUGAGUUUCAGUUUAGAUAUUGUAAAAUUAAAUGUGUAUAAAUAGACCUGAUCUUUUAAAAUUAAUUCUGGAACCACAAUUGCAGAUUGAGCAGAUAAUACAAAAAAGAGACAAAAGGGAAAGAACUCUUGAAUACAUGGUUACAGAAAAAUACAGUGGGUCUAUGUGUCCCAUAUCUAAAGGUUUUCGUACAGGCUUGUGUAUACCAUGUACUGAUGAACCUCGCCUGUCUGUGGAGAUAGGGGACAAAGUACUGGUUACGCGAUGGAAGAAGUGAGUACUUAUUUUAAGAAAAGGCCAGCAAUAAAAUUAAUUAAAUAUAUAACAAUUUAGCUAUAUCAUUCAUUACUAGUUGAGUUUUUUUUUAAAGGAUAUAUUUCUUCCAUAUCUCUUUCAAAAAUGUAUUAGUUACCACUGGGAUUGUUGAAAUGAAAAUAAAUAUAAGUAAUUUCUCUGAAAAUUCAUCUUUUUGCAAACUGCACUUAGUCAUACAUAUUUAAAUGAUAUGCUCAGUUCUGCAUAUUGUUCUUAAAGGUAUGUUUGAUUUCUUGAACUAAUGGAAGAUAUUAUUCCUCAGACGAUGGAUGUACGGCUGUAAAAUUGUCACAGAUUAUGUUGACGGUAACAAAGGUAAAUAUGAUUAUUUUCUUAUAAGUUGUAAAACUCGUAAAAUAUCAUGGGAACAUUUUGAAUACAGUCUUCUCAACCUGAUUCUCAUAGUGGCAUAAACUUCCUUUAACAUGUAUGAUUGUUAAGGACUUGAAUGUAUUUUGUGAUUGCAUGUUGUUUAGAGAUUAUUUGGGUAGAUGUUUUAUUAAAUGUUGUAUAUUUUGUGACGUAUUGCGCGAAAGCGGGUGUGACGUAGAUUAUUAUGUGUUGUGGUCUCGUGAGCAAUGGCAGUUGAAGCUGUACCUUAUUUAUGUAAUCAAGAUAUUUAAUAUGAGAAUAAUGGUUUGUGAAGUAUACAUAUAAUUAAACCCCUAGACAACGAAGCCAACAAACCUUUUAAGUAAGACCCGGUUCGUAACAAUGAUCACAACCUUGUUUUUUGUUUUGGUCAAAAAAUAAAUAUCUUUAUUACAAUUUCCCCAAUAACUGCAUCAUUAACGAGUUUUUGUCUAUGCACAGUUCAAAAAAGGUUACGCGGCUGGUUCCCCAGAAGAUGUGCCACAGAAGUUAUAGAUGAUAACAUGAAUGAUAAAAAGGAAUCCUGAGGCUACCUUCAUGCAAAUCAGAAUAUGUGAAUUUUCCAUUCCAUUUUAAACCAUGUCUCUUCCUAGACUACACAAAACAGUUUUAAAACUACAUAAAAUGUUUGAACAACCACAAACUCUUAAAAGUUCAUUGAACUCUUCCAAUUUAAAAUUAACUGUCCAACUUAACUUAUAAAUUUGCAUCAUGCAUUAAAUGCUGUCUGAUUUUCUUAACCAUUGCUUAUCAAAUUAAAAUAUGGAACUGCUUGCCAGUUUGUGUUUACAUGACAAAAUACUUUGGCUGAGACAAAUAAUGUCACCACCAAGUUCUCCAAAUUUUCACCAUUAGAACAGAUAUGUUUCACUCUCAGAUGAGGUUUUAACAAAUUUUAGAAAACUGGAGACCGCAGGAAAUUGUCAUAAAUAUAUAAUAUAUAUUCAAAUCAUGAAGCUAAAAAAUCAAACAUUGUAACACUUUAUCUUUUGUUCCACCCCAGACUUCACUGGUCAUUAAUUUAUUACACUGUUAAUUAAAAGAGUUUUAACCCAUUUAAAGUUAAUAAUGCAAAUAUGAAGAAUAUUACAAUGAAGUAAAUCAUGAAACAUGAUACAGCACUUUUUUAGUUCAUUUUUUAAUUAUUUGUCUUCAGUUUGUUAAGAUAAAAUUCUGAUUGCAUCAAAACAUUUUUUUUAUUGUCUUAAACAAAUAACUAUAAUGUACCAUCAUUUAAAUUAAUUAGGAAAAUCAAGACUUUUUAAAUACUAGAGAAAAUUCUUUUUUUAAAAUUCUCUAUUAAAAUUUUGAUUAAAAUUAACCUGUACUGAAAAAACCCCCUCAAAUAUGCAGGUAAAAUGAAUGACAAAAUAAAACAUAUUAUUAUUUGUUAAGAAGCUUCUGAUUGUGAGACUUUUUAAUGUUGUAUAAUUACAACCUUCAUUUUCAUUUUUUUCCAAAAGCUAUUUUAAUAUUUUAAGCUAUAAUUUAUAUAUUUUAAUCCUGUCAGACAACUCAUAUCAUCUUAUGACCUUUAUUAUAGAAAAAACCUUUUGACAGAAACUAUUUAUUGUGUUAUUUUAUUUGACUGUUCAGUUCAUGUGCUUUAACUUCUCAUCUAAUGCUUUUAAAUACAAAUGAGAAACAUUUGGUGUGAAAUGGUAUUGAUUUUAUUCUCUUUUGAGGUAAAGGCACCAAUUUAUCCACAUGUUAGUUCAUCAACUUAACCUCAUAUUUUAAUAAAACAACAUUUAUUAUUAUUACUACAUUGACUCAACAAUGAACCACAGACUUAGCCAACAAUUUAUUUCACACUGUUCCACCUACACUAUUAAACCACACAGGUAUACCAACCACACAGGUAUACCAACCACACAGGUAUACCAACCACAUAUUUUCCAUUUAGUUUCAACAAGCACAUACCCCCUUAUUCAUCACCAGAUUUCUUAAUUAAUUUUACCAUUAAGGGUUACAUUUUAACCAAAAAUAUAGUUAUCAAUUUAAACUCACUAUUUUUCACUUAACCCCACAAUGAAACAGCAAUUAAACACUCCAAAUGCUAUCAAAAUAAUGCCUCCAUGAUGUGUUUUUAGGAAUGCUUUCUUUACUCUUUAAAUUUCUGUACUGCUUUACUGGAAUACAAAAAAUAACUGCUAAUUAUAUCCAGUUUUUAAAUAAAAAAACUUAGCCUUAAUACUAAUCUCUUUAUCACUACAGUUUAAGGCUAAUCUCUUUAUCACUACAGUUUAAGGCUAAUCUCUUUAUCACUACAGUUUAAGGUUAAUCUCUUUAUCACUACAGUUUAAGGCUAAUCUCUUUAUCACUACAGUUUAAGGCUAAUCUCUUUAUCAUUACAGUUUAAGGCUAAUCUCUUUAUCACCGCAUUUACUGUCUGUAGGGAAGAUGAGACAUAAAGAUAUGUCAUUAAACACGUGCAAGGUUAUGAUGACUCUAAUAAUUAUUCUCAUUCUGUGACCUGGUUAGUGGAAUUAAUGUGACAUAUAUUCAUAUAUUUUUAUUUCCUUUCUUCAUGUUUUAAUAUUGACAAGUUCUGAAGCAAUGUUUCUUAAUUGUCAGUGUGUUACAAACCUAAGCAGUGCAUAUUUGAGUAUCAUACUUUUUCAGUGUUGAACUUCAAAGAAUCUUUGAAUAUUUUCUGCUGCACAAAAAUAUCUAAUCACGUUUGAUUCAUGUGGUAAACUACAGAAAUUAAAUUAGAAAUGAAAUAGUGUUUGUGGGUGUGCAUAAUUUAGUCAACUUGCUUUUGUCACAAAUAAUUUCUGCUAAAUUAGCCAAAGUUAUCUCUAAACUGAUUGCCUUCUGUUGAUUGGUUCAAAACAAUUAUUCUCCAAUCGAUCUUGAACUGCAAAAGCUAAAGAUUUUAAACUAUAAUUUCUGCAUCACUUGGUGCCUUACGUCAUGUUGUGUCCCAGGAGAAUAAAUGUCAUUAUUGAAGUAUAGAAAUAUUCUGACAUAUGAGCAGUCUUUUUUUCAUCACUUAACCAAACCAGCAACAUAUGCACCACCACCACCUCCAUGGCUUUUGCAAUCAUGUCCAUGAUUAACAUGACCAUAUUUAUCAUUGUAAAUCUUUAAACCUGCUUUGGUUAUGAGGAAUUAUGUUGUCAAAAUCCUGUGACAGAAUAAAGCAAAUAUAUUACUAUGGUACAUAUUGUGUGAAUGAGAACAAAUAAUCUAUUAGUUACAAAAUUUUUUGGCCUUCAGUUGUGGAUGUACUGAUCAAAUCAUAUAACGAGACCCACGUGACUUAAAAUUAAACAGAAAAUAGAAAGCAUUGUGAUAGGAAUCAGAAUGUUAUUUGCCUUUACCUUUAUAUUAUAUUAUGUAAAACUAACAAAAGGAUUUUUUAUAUUUUUUUAUAGCUUUGACUUUGAUCAAAAUUGUUUUGUGCUAAAGGAGACAAUUAUUGAUAUUCGUAUUAUGUAACUCUUUUAAUAAUGUUUGUUUUUUCCACCAAUAAAAUUAAUUGCUUGUGAGGUGCGCAAGGUGUCUUCUCAGCGGGUGUUGAUAGAAUCUAUUGGCUUCACAGAGGAUUAAACAUACCUUAUUGGUUUUAUUUGAACAUUGUGCUUCUUUUGCAUUAUUUAAUGAUUUCUUAUCUUUUGUUUUUAUAAAUCCUGAAAGUAGCAGCAUUUUAUUCAUGUCUUCAUUACUACAAGAACAGCUGGGGGGGGGGUGGUGCUGUGAGGUGUGUGUUUGUCAGAUUGAAUAGAAAUUGUAGAGGCCAGAAGAAAUGGGCUUUUGUGUACUAGCAUGACCUGACAGUGACAGUUUGAUUAGAAAUCGUAGAGGCCAGAAGAAAUGGGCUUUUGUGUACUAGCAUGACCUGACAGUGACAGUGUCAAAAGUAUUAAACUUGUUGAGGCACAUUUUUUUCUGCUUGUUGUUUGUAUAGAUGUAAAUGAUCUUUGUGUGCUUCUGAAAUUUGACUUGUUGAUUUAAUGUCAUUGUUCAAUUUAAUUAAAAUAUAAUGCUUAAAAUGUUAUUUGUUAAUUCACUAUAUUAAAG